AUGGCUUCUUCAGAAUCUCACAAUACCACAGGGAGCGGGGAAGCAGCGAAGAAGCAUUCAACGAGCGAGCUUAUGGCAAGCGCAAAAGUGGUAGCAGAGGCAGCACAGUCAGGUUUUGGACCAGGAGCUGAUGGGAAGGCGGUAGACAAAGGGAAGGUGGCUGAUGCAGCAGCAGAUCUUCUAGAUGCAGUUGGUGAUUAUGCUAAAUUGGAUGAUCAGAAAGGGUUAGGACAGUACGUUGAUAAGGCUGCUGAUUAUCUUCAUCACUAUCAUGCUACUACCACCACCACCGCUACCGCUACCGGUGAUCAUCCAACUUCGAAACCAGGUCACCACAAAAGCGAUGAUACUGCUGCCGAAACCGACGGUGGAGAAUCAGGUGGACAUGGGCAUGGACUUGGUGAUUUUGCAAAGGCGGCCGGAGGUUUCUUUCAUAAAUGA
Vicia faba (fava bean) is the source of this 441-nucleotide messenger RNA. The record is from the annotation of a GenBank genome assembly. Lineage: Eukaryota; Viridiplantae; Streptophyta; Magnoliopsida; Fabales; Fabaceae.